UUGACUCAUACUGAUGCUCAAUGAUGGCGGAUAGUGCGAGUGAGAGCGACACGGACGGAGCCACCCCUCAGUGCUCCUCAUCCUCGUCCUCCUCCAUCCUCAUCUCUUCGUUCCGUCUAGAGGAGUUGUCGAACCGCCUGGCUUCUUUACAGCAGGAGAAUAAAGUGCUGAAGAUCGAACUCGAGACGUUUAAACUGAAGUGUAAAGCACUGCAGGAGGAGAAUAGAGACUUGCGCAAAGCCAGUGUCACCAUACAAGCGAGAGCAGAACAAGAAGAAGAGUUCAUCAGUAACACCCUGUUCAAGAAGAUUCAGGCCCUGCAGAAAGAGAAAGAAACAUUAGCGGUCAACUAUGAGAAGGAAGAGGAGUUUCUCACCAAUGAGCUAUCUCGCAAACUUAUGCAAUUGCAACAUGAGAAAGCCGAACUGGAGCAGCACUUAGAGCAGGAGCAGGAGUUUCAGGUCAACAAACUGAUGAAGAAGAUCAAGAAGCUGGAGAACGACACAAUCUCUAAACAGCUCACCUUAGAACAGCUUAGACGUGAAAAGAUCGACUUGGAAAACACUUUAGAGCAAGAACAAGAAGCUCUUGUGAAUCGGCUAUGGAAACGCAUGGACAAACUGGAAGCAGAAAAAAGGAUUCUUCAGGAGAAGCUUGACCAGCCUGUCUCUGCGCCGCCGUCCCCAAGAGACAUCUCCAUGGAGAUCGACUCACCUGAGAAUAUGAUGCGACACAUCCGAUUUCUCAAGAGUGAGGUGGAGAGGCUGAAGAAGAACCUCCGCACUGCAGACCUACAGCAUACAGAGAAGAGGGCUCAGUACAUAGAAGAAGAGCGUCACAUGCGGGAGGAGAACAUCCGCCUGCAGAGGAAGCUCCAGAGGGAGGUGGAGCGUAGGGAGGCAUUGUGCCGGCAGCUCUCUGAGAGCGAGUCCAGCUUGGAGAUGGACGAUGAGAGGUACUUCAAUGAGAUGUCCGCUCAAGGACUACGUCCCCGUACUGUAUCCAGCCCCAUUCCCUACAGCCCAUCCCCAUCCUCCAGCAGACCCAUCUCACCAGGGUUGUCAUAUGCAAGUCACACAGUGGGCUUCACCCCGCCAACUACACUGACCAGAGCAGGCAUGUCCUACUACAAUACACCCGGCCUGCACGUCCACGUAGGAGCCUCACACGGCAUUGCAAGACCCUCCCCAAGAAGAAGCAACAGUCCAGACAAAUUCAAGCGGCCCACACCCCCUCCUUCCCCCAACACGCAGGCUGGCGUCCAGCCCCCGCCUCCCCCUCCACCCGCCUUGCAUCCGACAUCAUCCCAGGCAGCUCCACUGCAGCAACAGCAGCCGCAGCAGCAGUCCUUGCAGCCAUAGAUCAAUGAGCCAUCGGAGGGACUCGAAACAGAGCUGCUUCACUGUAACAUCCCUCAAGCCAAAGGCUUAACAAUCCCCAGUGUCUUCAUCCUCUCGCACUGAAACCAUUCAUCUGUCUUGUGUUCAUAGUUGUGUGUAUGGAAGCGUUUAUCGUGUCCACUUAAGAUGGAGUGUGAGAUGAAGGCACUGAACAUCUAUUCAGUGUAUAGCACAGAUUUAGCAAGUACUUACUGCUUUGGCAUCGGCGUGUGUCAAGCGAUCUCUAGGAGGUUGCUUCGUCUUAUACGGACAAAAAAUACUAUUAUGGAAAUGAUGUGGUCAUAUAUUUUUCAUAGUUUAAUAUUUUUCCAGUGUUCAGACCCUUUAAAAGUGUCAAGCAGAGUGGACCAGCAGGACAUUACAGAAAGCCACAGCUGUGCUCCUGUGCUCUAGAUGGAAUCGUGGUCAAAGCAGCUAAUGGACUUUUAAGGAUAAAACUGUGGCUCUGUAACCAAUUCUUGGUUAAUAAUUCAUAGUCAAGUGUCUCCGAAAGUGAUAAAAACAAAUGAAUCAUCCUGCUUAUGCAGCAAUAUGCUUUUGGGAAUUACCCCAUAAACGCAUUCAGAAAGCAAGAUAGCAAAAUACUUUCCAUUUGCGAUGAGUCUCCCAAAGAACUGUCCAGGUCAUAGUUAAUCCUAAAAUCUGAAAAAAAAAAAAAAAAAAAUUACAAUUAUUUCACACCAAAUUCCUAUUACUAUAAUACAAAAAGUCCAAUUUGUCAUGAAAAUAACUAUGAAGGGAAAAAAACAAAACAAAACAUAUAUAUAUAUAUAUAUAUAUAUAUAUAAAGCCUCCAUUUAUUUGAUUUAAAGUAUAGCAAAAACAGUAAAAUUUCACGUUUUCUGUUUAAAAUAACUGUUUUCUAUUUGAAUAUAUUUUAAAAUGUAAUUUAUUCCUGUGAUCAAAGUUAAAUUUUCAGCAUCAUUACUCCAGUCUUCAGUGUCACAUGAUCCUUCAGACAUUCUAAUAUUCUUGCUGUUCAAGAAACAUUUAUUAUUAUUAUUAUUAAUAUUAAUAUUAUUAUUAUUAUCAAUAUUUAAAGCAGUCAAGUACAUUUUUUAGAAUUCUUUGUUGAAUAGAAAAAAACAAAGAUCAGCUGGAAAUAAGCUUUUGUAACAUUAUACACUAUACCAUUCAAGAGCUUGGAGGUCGAAUAAUUUAUUUACUUGGGGGAAAAAAAUAUAGAAAUUAAAACUUUUAUUUAGCAAGAAUGCUUUAAAUUGAUCAGAAGUGAUGAUAAAGACGUUUAUAAUGUUAGUGGUUUCUCUUUCAGAUAAAUGCUGUUCUUCUGAACUUUCUAUUCAUCAAAGAAACUUGAAAAACAUUCUACCCAGCUGUUUUCAACAUAAUAAUAAUAAUAACAAUAAUAAUAAAUGUUUUUGAGCAGCAAAUCAGAAUAUUAGAAUGAUUUCUGAAGGAUCAUGUGACUAGAGUAAUGAUGUUAAAAAACAGCUUUGAAAUCACAGGAAUAAAUUACAUUUUAAAAUAUAUUAAAAUAGAAAACAGUUAUAUUAAAUGGUAAAAAAUAUUUCACAAUUUUACUGUUUGUGCUGUACUUUGGAUCAAAUAAAUGCAGGCUUCGUGAGCAGAAGAGAUUUAAAAAAAAAAAUAUUUACAAAUGUAUUUAGAUUUAGGAGCAAUACAUUUAUUUUUACAUUGUGGCAUCAUUUUAAUGGCAAGCACAUUUUCCUCACAGAUUUACUGUAAUGGAAAAAAUUAUUUGUGCAAAAAAAGAGUUGCUGAUUUUUUUGUUUUGUUUUUGAAUCGAUUUUGAAGUGAAAUAUGACCUGGACAGUACGCAACACCCUAGUAAGUGACUCACAUGAGAACGCUCUGCGGUAGAUGACUUGUUGUUUUGCUCUGCUGUGGAUGCGAUACAUUGUUGGCAUCUGCCAGACUUUAAUCUUCCAGGUGGGUUCUAAAAGUUUUUUUUAUAUUCGAGCAAGACACUUUAAAUGGUGUACAUUAGAAAAGACUAGUAUGUGUAGGGGGUUUGUCUAAUUUCUCAUUUCAAACACAGUGAUAAACAGAUGUCUGGUACCACUGUUCAUUUUUUUUUUUGUUUUGUUUUUUUUCUUUUCCCCUGAAUAUACUGAGUUAUAAAAGUGAGUUUGAAUAACUGUGCAAGGAAGUGAGUUAAACCAUGUGUAAAUAGACUUUUGUAUUCUUUGGAGGUACUUUUUAAAAGCGUUUCCUCCACUAGUGUGUGUUUGUGCACUUAGACCUUCCUGUCAUUGGUGAGCUUUAGUUUUCAACCAUUGUCAGGAUUCUCUCAAGAGUUACCAAAUAAAUCGCAAAUUGAGUUGGUGCAGCUGAACAUGCCGAAUGAGAAAACGAGGAAGCGCUUCACAUUUACUGUGAACAGCCCUCAUUUAAUGCGGAUCAAAGCAAACCAAUGAUUCAUUUCCUGGUACUAACCAGCUAAGUCAGUUUGCGAUAGGCCAGGUGGACGCUAGGCCAUGAACAACCUGUCACAAAAACAUCACUGUGUUUUGCUGCAGCAGUGCUUUUCAUAUAUAUAGUACAGGGUGUGUCUGUAAAGUCUUUUCAUCUUUUAUUCUUUACCGUGUAUUCUUUGAGAGCACAAUUCAUUAGAUUAAGCAGAAGAACCAGGAAUAUAUUUACCGUUUCACUAUUGUUUACCUUUUGACUGUCGUCAUUGUAAAUAUUCAUGUCUUUGUAUAGAAACUGAAUACUUUGUUUUAAAAUUACACGUUCCUGCCGAUUUCAGUUUUACCAGAGCUACGUUUUGUCCUUUCCCGCUCCACCCAGCUUUUAUUUUUGAGACUGUUGACGAAUGAAUGUAUCGUUUGCUUAUUUUACUGCUAUCAUAAAUAGAUGGGACAC
This is a messenger RNA of Labeo rohita (rohu), 4247 nucleotides long. RefSeq names its product coiled-coil domain containing 6b (gene ccdc6b). The record is from RefSeq and is a predicted model, not a curated record. NCBI's taxonomy places the organism in Eukaryota, Metazoa, Chordata, Actinopteri, Cypriniformes, Cyprinidae. The transcript is spliced from 9 exons. Bases 21 to 1361 code for a protein of 446 amino acids.